AUGGCCGAGGGCGGCGGGGGCGCGCGGAGGAGGGCACCCGCGCUGCUGGAGGCGGCCCGCGCGCGCUAUGAGAGCCUGCACAUCUCGGACGACGUGUUCGGCGAGUCGGGCCCGGACAGCGGCGGGAACCCCUUCUACAGCACCUCGGCCGCUUCGCGCUCCUCCUCAGCAGCCUCCUCUGACGACGAGCACGAGCGCCCCGCGCCCCCGGGGACCGCCCCGCCGCCCGGCUUCCCCGACUCACAGGAGCCCGAAGAGGACGAGGCCAGCGCCGGCUGGAGCGCAGUGCUGCGGGACCGCCCGCCUCCGCGUUUUGAGGACACCGGCGGUCCCACACGGAAGAUGCCCCCCAGUGCCAGUGCCAUGGACUUCUUCCAGCUGUUUGUCCCCGACAACGUGCUUAAGAGCAUGGUGAUGCAGACCAACAUGUACGCCAAGAAGUUCCAGGAGCGAUUUGGCAGCGACGGUGCCUGGGUGGAGGUGACACUGGCUGAGAUGAAGGCCUUCCUGGGCUAUGUGAUCUCCACCAGCGUCUCCCACUGUGAGUCUGUCCUCAGCAUCUGGAGCGGCGGCUUCUACAGCAACCGCAGCCUGGCCCUGGCCAUGAGCCAGGCCCGCUUCGAGAAGAUCCUCAAGUACUUCCACGUUGUGGCCUUCCGCUCCAGCCAGGCCACGCAUGGGCUCUACAAGGUGCAGCCCUUCCUCGACUCCCUGCAGGGCAGCUUCGAGGCCGCCUUCAGGCCGUCCCAAACCCAGGUGCUACAUGAACCCCUGAUUGAUGAGGACCCUGUGUUUGUCGCCACGUGCACGGAGCGUGAGCUGCGAAAGAGGAAGAAGCGGAAGUUCAGCCUCUGGGUCCGGCAGUGCUCGUCCACCGGCUUCAUUGUCCAGAUUUACGUCCACCUGAAGGAAGGUGGAGGUCCAGACAGCCUGGACGCCCUGAAGAACAAGCCUCAGCUACACAGCAUGGUGGCCAGGAGCCUGUGCCGCAGUGCAGCCGGCAAGAACUACAUCAUCUUCACGGGGCCCAGCAUCACCAGCCUGACACUGUUUGAAGAGUUCGAGAAGCAAGAGAUCUACUGCUGUGGCCUGCUUAGCUCCCGGAAGAGUGACUGCACGGGACUCCCGCCAUCCAUGCUGACUAACCCAGCCACACCGCCGGCCCGCGGCCAGCACCAGAUCAAGAUGAAGGGGAACAUGUCCCUGAUCUGCUGGUACAACAAGGGGCACUUUCGCUUCUUGACCAACGCCUACUCCCCAGUGCAGCAAGGGGUCAUCAUCAAGAGGAGGAGUGGGGAGGUGCCCUGCCCCCUGGCCGUGGAGGCCUUCGCUGCCCACCUCAGCUACAUCUGCAGAUACGACGACAAGUACAGUCGGUACUUCAUCUCCCAUAAGCCCAGCAAGACCUGGCAGCAGGUGUUCUGGUUUGCCAUCAGCAUUGCCGUCAACAACGCCUACAUCCUGUACAAGAUGUCUGACGCCUACCACGUGAAGAGGUACAGCCGGGCGCAGUUUGGAGAGAGACUGGUGAGGGAGCUGCUGGGCCUGGAGGACAUGUCGCCCGCCCACUGAGGCCAGCCCCAGGCAUGGCGGGAGGAGGGGAGCCUGCCCAUCAGGGACCCUCGGUGAGGUUUGCAUCCAGAGAGGCGCGAGUUCCCCCAGGGUGGCGCUCCCAUCUCAGCUGUCUCGUCCUCCUGAUGCCCUGGAGCCUGCAAGGCUGUGUGCAAGGUGCCU
Molecule: messenger RNA, 1734 nt
Organism: Marmota flaviventris (yellow-bellied marmot)
Lineage: Eukaryota; Metazoa; Chordata; Mammalia; Rodentia; Sciuridae
Gene: Pgbd5
Product: piggyBac transposable element derived 5
Biological process (GO): non-replicative DNA transposition
Cellular component (GO): nucleus
Molecular function (GO): transposase activity
Source: RefSeq, a predicted model, not a curated record